This is a messenger RNA of Vigna angularis (adzuki bean), 1445 nucleotides long. RefSeq names its product protein LATERAL ORGAN BOUNDARIES. The coding region runs from base 443 to 1003 and encodes 186 amino acids. The transcript has 2 exons. The record is from RefSeq and is a predicted model, not a curated record. NCBI's taxonomy places the organism in Eukaryota, Viridiplantae, Streptophyta, Magnoliopsida, Fabales, Fabaceae.
UGAUAGAUAUUAUUAUUGGAUACAAGGUCAUAGUUAUUCUUUCUAGUCUACCUCCAUUUAUUACCUUUGUCUUUUGCAUCCAUUCCUUCUCCAUCCACUCAAUGCUGUUUGCCUUCCCCCCUCUACUAUCACCUUUUACCACUUAAUUAACAGCUUUUCAUCGUUCACUCUCUCUCUCUCUCUCUCUCUCUUUCUCUCUUUCUCUCUCACUAUAUCUGUUUGUCGUUCUCCCCUUGUUCCUCUUUUUAAUUAGGGUUUCCUCUUUAGGAGUGCUUCAUCCUUUAGCAAUUCUGAGGCUUAUACCUCUCCUUGGCUUAGGCUACUUUGUCUCGGGAGGAAAAAAGAGAACAGCUUCCGAAGGACCUCCAACAAGGGAAAAAAGGUACUUCCCUUUUAGUUCAUCUAUUACCAAAGAAACCUACAUCAAAAACAGUGCAGGCAAAUGGCAUCAUCCAGCUCCUACAAUUCUCCAUGUGCUGCCUGCAAAUUCUUGAGGAGGAAAUGCAUGCCAGGAUGCAUCUUUGCGCCUUACUUCCCACCCGAAGAGCCUCAGAAAUUCGCCAACGUCCACAAAAUUUUUGGUGCUAGCAAUGUGACGAAACUCCUGAACGAACUUCUCCCUCAGCAGAGGGAGGAUGCAGUGAACUCACUCGCAUAUGAAGCAGAGGCACGCGUGAGGGACCCAGUUUAUGGCUGCGUAGGAGCCAUCUCUUUCCUGCAGAGACAAGUUCAAAGGCUCCAAAAGGAGCUUGAUGCUGCAAACGCUGAUCUGCUACGCUACUCUUACACUGACAUCCCUCCAGCAUCUCUUUCUGUGCCACCAGGACUUGCUGCAUUUCAACAUGUGCCCCAAAGGCAGUUUACUGCAAGAUUUGGUAACGAAGGAACUGGGUUCUAUCGGCAAGCUACUGCUACUGCUUAUUCCUUUCCUUAUGCCCUUCCUUGGACUGAUACCUCUUCGGAGGACAUCAGUGAGGGAGGAGGUGGAGGAGGUAAUUUGUGAAUUAAGAUUGCAGUAUUAACCCUUCUAGGGUUUAUACUUUUUGAGGCGUGGCCUGCAAUAUUCUGAUGGCGUGGUGAUAUUAUAUGUGUCUAUUAUGGACUCUUGGCUAUGUAGCCUUAGUUGGACUCUUCUAGCUAGGUGACUCUGAACCUCUACCGUGUCUCUUAAUUUUAUUUGUUGCCUUUUCUUUCCUAGAUGAUGACCGUGUAUUGUUUUAAACUUAUAUCCAGAGACUUAGGUAGUCUUUUCUUUAGAGCCUAAAUAAGUUGGUAGAACAUGCAUACUAAUGUAUGUGCCUACUAGACCUCUUAUUGGGUAUUGAUGCAACUCUAGGCAUGUGCAAUGUGAAGCGGAAUUGACAUCUUUCUCGCUCAUUAUUUCUCAUUCACAAUAAGUAAGCAUUAACAUUAGUAGGUUAUAAAGCCUAAUAACUCUACAUUCC